GGGUUCAGGGCAUAAGAUGUGCCUCCCCAAUGAAAAAUUUUAAUAAUUACUUGGUAAGACAUCAAAUUUUUAACUAAUUUUCAUAGUGGGACUCAAUUUGGAGAAAAUAGCAUUUUCACCAGAACCUCCCCUUAAAUUAUUUACACGCCGGAAAAGCUUUUCCGGCGUGUCUAUAAUAAAGGCGGGUGUUAUUUUUACGCAGCGUGUUUGCAACUCCCUAUUUUAUUAUUUGCACUCUCGUUUUGAGGCCAGCUCGGAGAUAGAGAUGCCUAGGGGGAAGCCGACUGGGUGUGUCGCCUCGUGGUCUAGUGGAUACGUGCCUGCAUGCCACUUUUUUGGCCCGGGUUCAAAACUUGGAGAAUUUUUUUCAAAUGCUGCGUGCACAUAAUUUUGUGACAUGCAAGGGACACGCUGCGUUUAAAUAAUAAAUUUCACAUUGCAAACACGCUGUUUGUCCGUAACUGAGGUAAUUCUUAUGUGCACGCAACAAAUAUUUUUCGGCGUGCUUAUAAUUUUUGACGUCUUAAAGAAACGCAGCGUGCGUUUUACAUUAGUAAAUCUUAUACACACGCAACAAAUAUUUUUGGGGCGUGCUUAUAAUCUUUUUCCUUCGUACAUAAACGCAGCGUGUUUGCAACUUACAAUUUUAUUAUUUGCACUCUCGUUUUUAUGCCAGCUAGGAGAUAGAGAUGCCUAGGGGGAAGCCGACCGGGUGUGUCGCCUCGUGGUCUAGUGGAUACGUGACUGCAUGCCACUUUUUUGGCCCGGGUUCAAAACUUGGAGAAUUUUUUUCAAAUGCUGCGUGCACAUAAUUUUGUGACAUGCAAGGGACACGCUGCGUUUAAAUAAUAAAUUUCACAUUGCAAACACGCUGUUUGUCCGUAACUGAGGUAAUUCUUAUGUGCACGCAACAAAUAUUUUUCGGCGUGCUUAUAAUUUUUGACGUCUUAAAGAAACGCAGCGUGCGUUUUACAUUAGUAAAUCUUAUACACACGCAACAAAUAUUUUUGGGGCGUGCUUAUAAUCUUUUUCCUUCGUACAUAAACGCAGCGUGUUUGCAACUUACAAUUUUAUUAUUUGCACUCUCGUUUUUAUGCCAGCUAGGAGAUAGAGAUGCCUAGGGGGAAGCCGACCGGGUGUGUCGCCUCGUGGUCUAGUGGAUACGUGACUGCAUGCCACUUUUUUGGCCCGGGUUCAAAACUUGGAGAAUUUUUUUCAAAAGAUGCGUGUACAUAAUUUUUCAGUAUUCAAGGGACACGCUGCGUAUGAAUAAUAGAUCGUUGGUUGUGAAGACGCUGCGUGUCGCUUACAUUAAGAUUUCUUAUGCACACGCGCUGGAAAGAUUUCGCAGUGUGUCUAUAAGCAAUUGGUGCUUUACUUGCACGCUGCGUGUCUCUUUCUGCAGUAAAUCUUAUUGGCACGCUUUAGCCUUCGAUGCUCCGUGAGUCCUGAACAAUGCACUCCUUGGCAUGACUCCCUACCUUUAUGAACUGGACAAAGCUGGACUGGGAGGCAGCAGGGAAGCGAAGCGCCUGCGAAAGGCAGGAUAGGCAACCUUCCCGUCCGGCGCGCAGAGGGUGGCCUACCCUGCAAGGCGGCUCCGGACGGUCCCUGCCGAACGCGCUCCGCUGCAAGCACCCGAGGUGCCCGGCCUUCGAAGCGGUAAGCGGUGCUUCGUCACAUUGUCCGGACCUGAUCAGUAUGCAUGGCGAUGAUAACUGAGCCAAUUGUCAACGCAAACUAGCGUUAUUUCAUGUGCGCGUCCUAUGUUUCAAAUGUUGAAUAAUUCGCGGGCACAGAGGGCGCUGGCGGCGGACGACGUUCGUUCCGCCGCCUGCGCCCUCUGUGACGCUUCGCUGGGACUACCAUCGCGUAGCGCGGGAAAACGCAGCCAACAACAAGAACACGCGACGCUGGAGUCUAGAUUUCGUUGAUGUGAGAAGGUGUGAAAGGUUUUUGGCUUUGGCUGAGACUUGUCGUCAAGAAUUAUUUCGUGAGCUUUGAAAUGGAGGUGAUUAGUGAUGGUGAAGAUGAUGCAGUGGACGAAGUGCAACCAUCUCAGUCCCCAAUUAAACGUGGGGAUUCGUAUGACUCAUGGGAACAGUUUGAAGAGGCACUCAAAAACUUAUCUCAAUCGUCCCAUGCUGUGUUUGUGGUGAAGAACAGCAAAUUGGUUAGUACUGUUAAUAUGGGCUUGAAAAAGAAAAAGUAUGAUGAACGUCUGAAAUACAAGUCAGCUUUAAUCGCAUGCAAAAACUAUGGGACCUAUGUCACCAAAAGCACUGGUCAACGGCCUAAUCAACAGACUUUUAAAAUGGAUUGCAAAGCCCAUAUUGAAGUCAAAGCAGACUUGGACAGACAGAAAAUUGUUGUCACCUCUGUUUCUCUCGAACAUAACCACAUCACUGAAAAGGAGAUAACUGCAUUUUAUCCUGAGGUCAGAGGCUUGAAUAAGUUUGAGCUUGACGAUGCCAAAAAAUUGAUCAAACUGAGGGUGAAGCCCUCUAUUCUUCUCCAACAAAUACAUGAAGAGACUGGAAAACAUUUGGUUGGGCAGGACUUGGUCAAUGCACGACAUGCUUUUAAACAGCAAGAGAGAGAGGGACGCACUGAAGUAGAAGAUCUGCUGCAUUAUCUGAAAGUUCUGGAAGAUCAGGGUGAUUUCAUCACUGUGGGGACAGAUGAUGAAGGAGAGAUACAGUUUAUAUUUAUAAUGCACAAAGGAUCAAAGGAAACAUUCAAUAAGUUUCCUGAGGUUGUUAUAGCAGAUUCAACGUAUAACACGAAUAAGAAUAAGAUGCCCCUGCUCCUGAUCAAUGUCAUGAACGGCCUUGGUGGUUCUGAGUGCAUUGCCUAUGCGUUUAUAAUUAACGAGACCAAAGAAACUUACUCAGAAAUUUUCAAGCUAUUGGGAAAUGCAGUUGGUGAUGACAUCAAGCGUACUAAGACCAUUGUCGUUGAUCAUGAUAUGAGUGAGAUCAGCUCACUGAAGGAAGCGUUUCCUCAUAUUGAUGUACAGUUAUGUUCAUUCCACGUUCCCAAUUCAUUCAAGCGCAAUACCUUAAAGGAAAAGAAUAAGGAAUCUGUCCGUGAAGUACUUCAAAAGAUGGUGUAUUGCAAGAACGAUGAAGAGUACAAUGAGCUGUACAAAGAAUUGAAAUGUGUGGCAUCAUCUAAAUUUAUGACGAACUAUUUUGACAAAUAUUAUCAUCACUGUGCUAAUGCUUGGACUAGAAAAUCAAAACACCACAGUCCUAACUUUGGAAAUGACACAACUAAUAGGAAUGAGUCCAUGAACCAGAAAAUUAAGGUGAUUGUAGAUAGAAGUUUUGAACUGAAGGAGACCAUAGUGCAAAUUCGUGCUUUCCUUCGAAACAAACAGAACACAAUGGCUUAUAGGAGGUACCUCAUGUGUGCUAAGAAAUCUUAUGUAGUAAAUUGCAAUGACCCUGACGUGCAAAAUAUCCUGGACAUUUGCACCCAAUUUGCCUCUAAAUAUAUAAGGUUAGAAUUAGAGCAAGCAAAAAAAGCUGCAGUUAAGAUCAUCUAUGAUACAACUGAGACCAGCUGCAAUUGUUAUUUUGCGAAAAGUUUAUUGCUCCCAUGCAGACACAUCAUGCGGAUUAGAGCUAGUUCAGGCUUGUCACGCUUUGAUGAGAAGCUAGUGCACCAAAGAUGGCUGAAAAGUUACAACACGGUCACAACAGGGACUGUCAAUCCGGAAAAUGAGAAUGGGAAGAUGCUAGUUGUGUCCAUGCCUCCCAAACUCAAGCCAAAAGGCAAAGCUGACAAAUUCAAGAGUGGGAUGAAGCUGGGAGGGGAAUUAGCUGAACUUCUGUCUGUCUCUGGAACGGAACAAUAUGAGAGGCGAGUCGCUUUUCUGAAGGAAAUAAUUUCCUCCUGGAAAAAUGGCCAGGAGCUUGCUGUGUACAGAUUAGGUGCACCUUUAGGAGAGGAAGAAGACACAACUACUGAAACUGCUCAAGAAGAAAAUCUAGAGACAUCUGAUAUUGAUCAAGCAAAUAAUCUGGGAAAAACUGUUCAAGAAGACAAUAUUAAUAAAGAUAAUACACGAGCAGAAAAUAUUUCAGAAGACAAUACCAAUGAAGAUAAUUCACAAGAAGAAACAGAAGACAAUACUAAUGAAGAUAAUACACUAGAAGGAAAUAUUUCGGAAGACGAUCCAAUGAAGAAAAUAGCUUCACCCACCGUAAUUAAGCUUCCUCAGACUUUCAAAAUUACUGGGAAACCAAAAGAUUGUGAUAGGACUGUUUUUGGGCAAGCCACUCGCAAAUGGACACUGCCUUCAGUGAAGAGCAAAGGCCGUCCAAAGACUGCUAUGGCAAACAGAUUGACUGCGAUUGGUAAUAAACGUAAGAUACCCAUAAGGAGACAGGCAAUAGACUCAGAGUCAGAUGAAGAUGGUAAUCUGCUAAAAAUUCCAAAGCCAAAGAAAGGUAAGCUGCAAGAAAUUCCAAAGCCAAAGAAUGGUAACCUGCUUAAAAUUCCAAAGCCAAAGAAAGGAAAGUACUCCACCUCAGGACAUGAUUCUGAUUCAGAAAGUGAUGUGGAUGUAAAGCCCAUGAUAUGGAAAAAAUAUGAUGGAGGUACCAUUGAUCUUGUUUCUGAAUCUGAAUCAGAAGAAAGUUUUCUUGCAACAAAGCAGCACAAAGCACAAAGCACGAAGCAGCAAAAUGAAAAGGUUUCUCCAGCAACACAGGAGACUCUUAAUGUAGACACAGUUCCGUUACAUGACAUGCCUUCAAGUGCAGAUACUCCUGAGAAAGACCCAGGCAUGGAAGCACAGCGAUCCAUGUCACCUCUCAACUUAAGUCACCUUUUAGAUGAUGAAAAUGACGAUAUCUUUUUGGGUGUACCUACUGAAGACAACAAAGACAACCCCAUGUGUCGUUGCCGUCCGCAGCUAAGGAGUGUGAGACGUAUUUCUGGACCUAAAGCAAGGCAACCAGGGCGCCACUAUUAUGUGUGCCAAAAACAGGUGAAUAAGUGUGACUUUUGGAGAUUAGCAGCAUCUCCCAAAAAAGCAGCUACAAAGCCUUUCGCAGCAGCAGAUUUUUUUAGAGCUAAAAAAGCCCAGAAGAUUUCUGAUGGUGAUAUUACAUUUAACACUGUGGAUGGUUCAUACAAUGUAUGUUCUCAAACAACUCCCAAUAAGGUGUACAAGGUUACUGCAACAAGCUGUGGCUGCCCGGACAAACAGAAGCGAAAAGUGUUUGAAUGCAAGCACAUCAUCAAAAUUAAGAGCCUUAUGGAAGGUUUGCUCUCAAUGUUUUUCUGUUUGCCAGGGUUUGCUGUCCAUUGGACUGCCGAAAGGGUUCACUUUCUUCUAGUUAGUUUGGAAGUAGUUGGAUUUUUUUUUAUUAGCUUUAUUUAUGGUGUAUGCUUAUGAGUGCUGUUGGAAACAAAAUAAGAUUAUUAUCAGAAAUUAGUCCGAAUUUCUGUAUGCCUCUGAAACUUGUUAAGACUUCCAAACUUCUUCAUAUCUUGUUUUAGAUUUAUUUUAAAGUCUGUCAAUUACUUGUUCUUGAUAGGGAAACCAAGGUAAGAUGAAUGAUAAUUACAGUGUCACUUCUGUAGGUGUUGCUGUUUAUGAUAGUAAUGCAUUAGUGCAUUGUACAAGCUUAAACCUAAUUAGGUAAAACAAAAACAUUGUGAUGAAACAAGUUAUAAAUACUAUUUUUGCUUUCAACUCUCCUUUUUAUGCAGGUAUGUCUGCAAAUCAAUUUUUUAUGAGUGACUAGGAGAAUCCAUGACUAAGUGACUGAAUAAUGUUACAAUAUAUUCCGAUUUAACUGUUGUGUUCAGUGCAAGUAGUCUGGGAGUGACCAUAAUCAGUAGGGUCUCCCAACAUAGUACGCUUGUAGCUGCUUUUUUUUCCUCUAUAUUUUUAUUUUUUCUCUCGUGCAUUUGUUUGGGAUCAUGCAUGUAAAGCAUUGGCACCUGAACACUAAUUCCAAAAGAUUAAUCUGUUUCAGAGUUUAAUAAACUAUCUCAAAUGUUUCAUACGUGAAUGCCCUCAUGAAUUUUUAAGUAACUAAUAUCUAGUUUCUGCUCAUUUUCAUUUUUGAGAUCAUGUACCACAUCAAGAGAUUUUGUGCCAUGGAGCAUUCAUGUAUGUAACCAUUGAGAUAGUUUCAUCCGUUACCUUCCUUUCCUUUUGCCAACUUGAGCAGCGAUAAAACCCAACUGAACAAUAAGGAGCCAGAAACAACCAAUCAGCCGGCUGAGCAAGUGGGCAAAGCGAAGAGUUGCAACACGUGCAAUAAAGGGGAGCCCAGUCAUUGCUGUGCGUUCUGCGGUCGGAAAGUCCACGCGAUUGGAUUGUGCUCUGUGCCUGCUCCAGGGGCACAAGAAGGGUAUGGGCAAAAAAGGAUUUGCAUAGGGUGCCAUGAUAAAAACCAAGUGAUCAGGAAAGCGCCAGCUAAGCCAGCUAAGCCAGGUCCCUCUGGCUUGACAACGAGAUCAGGCAGGGUCCUGUAAAACACCUCUUGUCCUUCCUGCAGUUAUCUUUGAUUACCUUUGAUAUCUUUGAUAUUUGAUAUGACCUUUGAUAUUUGAUAUUGACCCUUGAUAUCUUUGAUAUUUGAUCUUUAAUAUUUGAUGUGAUCUUUGAUAUUUGAUUUUUCAUAUUGACCUUUGAUAUCUUUGAUAUUUAAUAUUUGAUAUGACCUUUGAUAUUUGAUUUUGACCUUUGAUAUCUUUGCAUAUCUUUGAUAUUUGAUCUUUAAUAUUUGAUGUGACCUUUGAUAUUUGAUUUUUGAUAUUGACCUUUGAUAUCUUUGAUAUUUGAUAUGACCUUUGAUAUUUGAUUUUGACCUUUGAUAUCUUUGCAUAUCUUUGAUAUUUGAUCUUUGACUACAACUUUUAUAACGCACUAUUAAACCUGGAUAAUUUUGAGCCUUGAUAAAAAUGGUCUUUGGAAUUUUAUUUUAGAGCCCGCACUAUCGCAAUCUAACAAGCACACAUUGGGAAAUUUACUACUUAAAAUCAAACUCAAGAUGCAACCAGUUUUUUCUUGAAGGCAUGAGACAUAGUGUUGCACACCUACUGUGAGACGAGACGAUAAAUGGAAUCAUUGCAGUUUUCAGCAAACAGAAAAACAAUAUCAUACCGCAUAGGUUAAUAAGUGGAUAUGGUUCACAAAUUCCUCGACUAAACUGAUGGCCAAAUAAAUGGCAUGAACACAAAACAGUGAUUUGAAUCGCCUUUCAGUAAAGAUGCACGAGACGCGCACAUGAAAUAACGCUAGUUUGCGUUGACAAUUGGCUCAGUUAUCAUCGCCAUGCAUACUGAUCAGGUCCGGACAAUGUGACGAAGCACCGCUUACCGCUUCGAAGGCCGGGCACCUCGGGUGCUUGCAGCGGAGCGCGUUCGGCAGGGACCGUCCGGAGCCGCCUUGCAGGGUAGGCCACCCUCUGCGCGCCGGACGGGAAGGUUGCCUAUCCUGCCUUUCGCAGGCGCUUCGCUUCCCUGCUGCCUCCCAGUCCAGCUUUGUCCAGUUCAUAAAGGUAGGGAGUCAUGCCAAGGAGUGCAUUGUUCAGGACUCACGG
Molecule: messenger RNA, 7571 nt
Organism: Thrips palmi
Lineage: Eukaryota; Metazoa; Arthropoda; Insecta; Thysanoptera; Thripidae
Exons: 17
Coding region: 2006-5410 (1134 amino acids)
Molecular function (GO): zinc ion binding
Source: RefSeq, a predicted model, not a curated record